AACAUCACCUGGCGCAAUUAACUUCCUUAAUCUCCCUUCUUCUUCAGACAACGUUGUUUAAUUUCUUUCUUAAUCGAAAAUUUCCCCCCAUUGAAUCGAGAAUGGGGAAAGGGAAGGCCAAGAUCGAGAUAAAGAAAAUCGAGAAUCUGCAGAGGAGGAACGUGGCCUUCACCAAGCGCCGCCAGGGGCUCUUCAAGAAAGCCCGCGAGAUCUGCCGCCUCUGCCCGGGAACCCGCCUCGCCGCCCUCGUCUUCUCCCCCGCCGGGAAGCCAUACAUCUUCGGUGACCCCAAUGCCCUCCUCGGGGCGGCGGGUGCGAGUGGGAUUUGGGCGAGCUGGCGUCGUCCCGCCACAUGAUUGAGUCCGGGGAAGGGUGUCUGGGCUGUGAUUCUGGGAAUGAGAAUCGGUUUGCGGAUUUGGGCGAGCUCGAGUCGAUGCUGAUGAACGAUUCGCUCGGGGACGACGACGACGACUUUCUUGGGGAUGUGGAGGCCUUCGCGAAUCAGCUGAUGGAACUUUGAGUUCGAUCGUUGGAUCUAUAUUGGGCGAAUUGAAUGAAUCAAUCGCACUGCCCGGU
This is a messenger RNA of Cuscuta campestris, 576 nucleotides long. The record is from the annotation of a GenBank genome assembly. Lineage: Eukaryota; Viridiplantae; Streptophyta; Magnoliopsida; Solanales; Convolvulaceae.